Messenger RNA from Eimeria acervulina, 2907 nucleotides. Its product is annotated as pyruvate dehydrogenase (lipoamide) kinase, putative. Bases 1 to 2907 code for a protein of 968 amino acids. Gene Ontology annotation, molecular function: pyruvate dehydrogenase (acetyl-transferring) kinase activity. Gene Ontology annotation, biological process: protein phosphorylation; regulation of glucose metabolic process. The record is from RefSeq and is a predicted model, not a curated record. Lineage: Eukaryota; Apicomplexa; Conoidasida; Eucoccidiorida; Eimeriidae. The transcript is spliced from 5 exons. Gene Ontology annotation, cellular component: mitochondrion.
AUGGUUGCUGCUGUGCUGUCUUCAGGGACAGCAGCGAGGACAGCAACAGCCGCACCGACCACAGCAGCAAACGGAACAGCAGCAGCAGCUGCUGCUGCUGUGGCGCCCCCUACGUUGCUGCUGAGGGCCUCUUCAGCUGCUGCUGUGCCGUCUAUUACUUCCUUGCGACGUGCACGCAGCAGCAGCAGCAGCGGCAGCAGCAGCAGGGCUAGUAGCAGGAACAAGAGCAGCAAGAGCUACAGCACAUGUAAGAACGACAAGGGCAGCACGGAGGAGCCGUCUGCUCCCAUAUAUGCAGCGGCUGCAGCAGCUGCAGCCGCAGCAGCUCCCGCCCGCGUGAGGAGCCAGCCCAGCGGCAGCAGAAGGAACAGCGACGACAGCAGCAGCAGCACCGGCAGCAGCACCAGCAGCAGCAUCAAUAGCGGUGCGCGCAGCAGGGACAGGGCUGAUGAUAAUGAGCCUCUAGGCGGAUUUCCUGCUGCAGAUGCUGCAGCGGCUGCUGCAUCAGCAGCGGCCGCAGCGAUGCCCUCAUGCUUGAGGGGUCUGCCUGGCUGCAGCAGCAGCAACAGCUGCUGCAGCAGACAACGCGUAGCUUCAUCUUCCGUUGCUGCUGCAGUGCGUGCGAGUGAGCGGCGGCUUAGGGGCAGCGAGCUGCCGUCGGAGAGCAGCAGAAGCAGCAACAGCAGCAGCAGCAGCGGAGCAGCAACUGGUGCUGCUGCCGUGCAGCUGCAGCAGUUUGCUGCUGCUUUGUGGGCGCUGCCCUGCGUAGACACCGUCUGCAGCAGCAGCAGCAGCAGCGCAGCAAUAUGCUCCACUCUAGAUGAAGGCGUUGCUGCUGCUCUUUUCCCUUCAAGUCCGCCGCUGCUACUGGAGCCCCUCGUCCCUGAGCAGCAGCAGCAGCAGCAGCAGCAGCAUGAAGUGGAUGCAGCAGUAGCUCAUGCUAUGCGCUGUACCCUCCCUACUAUGUACCAGCAGCGACAGCAGCAGCUGCAUGCCCUGGCGCUGCUGCAGCCUGAGGUGUACAGACACUGCACGGGGCUGCAAGUCGCAGCACAAAUAUACGCGGAGAGUCUGCAGCUGCUGCAGCAGCUCUUCGAGCCCCAACAGCAGGAGCAGGAGCAGCAGCAUCAGCAACAGCAGCAGCAGCGAAUGAGGGAGGCUGCUGCCCAGAUCUCUGCAGCAGCAGGCUCACCAGGAGGAGCAGGUUCAGCAGACGAAGCAACAACAGCAGCAGAAGCAGAACCUGCAGCAGAGCAGCAGCCUCCAGCAGCAUAUGCGGCAUCGCAGCAGCUGCAAGAAGCCGUUGCAAAUACUCCGCAGCAGCAAGCAGCAGCAGCAGACCGAGACCCAGCAGCAGCAACACCCCUUCCUAGUAGGGAGACCUUGAGAAGCGCUUUGCUGCUGCUACGGCAGCAGCAGGCGCGUUUGGUUGGCGAGCUGAUGAAGGGUAUAAGAGAUUUUAUAGGGCCCCUAGCCGGGGGCUCUACAAGGGGCCCCCCAGGGGGAGGGCCCCCAGGGGCCCCCACGGGGGGCCCCUCGGGGGGCCCCCAAGGGGGCCCCCACGGGGGGCCCCUGCAGCAGCCAAGCCGAAAGCAACAGGCGGCGCUGCUGGCAGUGUGCGACAAAUUUUUGGAGGCAUUUUUUAGUGGGCGUGUAGCAGCAGAAAUUCUGAGGGAAAGGUGUAUAGGGGCUCUUGAAGGAUGGAACCCCACGGGUGCAGCGUUGCAACCUUGUGUAGUGGAUUCGCUGGUGCUGCGAGCAGCAGCAAAUGCACAGAGAUUGGCCUGCAGCAGCCUGGGGGUCGCUCCUGCUGUUCGACUCUUCGUGUCUUCCGUCUGCUGCUGCAGCAACAGCAGCAGCAGCAGCAACAGCAGCAGCAACAGCAGUAGCAGCGGCAGCAGCGACAGCAGUAGCAGCGGCAGCAGCGACAGCAGUAGCAGCGCCAGCAGCACCACCACGAACACCAGCAGUAGCGGCGGCAGCAGCAACCGCGAGCCCUGCAGGUGUCCCACCGUGACGGGUGGCUGCUGUUGCAACAGCAGCAGCAGCAACAGCUGCAGCCGCAGCAACAGCAGCUCCCUAUACACCGCCGAUAAACGAAUAGUCCGUUGCGCCCCCGCGUAUGUUUACAGCGGUUGCUUUGAGCUCAUUAAGAAUGCAAUCGAAGCCACAGUGCAGCAGCAGCUGCAGCAGCAGCACCAGCAGCUGCUGCAGCAACGGCAGCAAAAUAAGCAGCUGCAACAGGAGGACGGGCAGCAGGAACGUUGCCACGAGCAGCAGCAGCAGCAGCAGCAGCGAGAAUGGGACUCCAUGCCGGUCCGAGACUCCAGAUGCAUAUACAGCUUGCCUUCUCUCGGAGAGCUGCCUGCCAAAGAGCAGCAGCAGCAGCAGCAGCAGCAGCAGCAGCAAAACCCGCAGGAGCAACCUCGCCCAACUAGUUCAACCAUGCCGCCAGUGGAUAUACACCUGAUUUCUGCCGCAGACUCUGGGGUUGUUAUCAAGGUGAGCGAUAGCGGCGGCGGCCUCUGCCGAACGGAGCAGCAGUUGGCGUGGCAGUUUUUAUACUCCACGCGGACUGCGCCUACCGACAAAGACGGAAAGAGGCAGACAGGCUCUGCGCUGUUCUCUGGGUGGGGUGUUGGCCUCCCUCUGACGCGGAUAUAUGCGCGAGCACUGGGAGGAGAUGCUUUCAUGGAGUCCAGGAUCGGUCAGGGCACUCGUUCUUAUUUGUACGUAGCGAAUUUAAAGGCCAGCGCAUGCAGCACGCAGCCCCACACCUCUUUUACUGCUGCUGUUGCUCCGCUGCGCUGCUGUCACCCCCUCUUCCGCGGGCUUCACAAGCAGCAGCAGCAGCAGCAGCAGCAGCAACAGCAACAGCUCCAGCAGCAGCUUCUGGAGGACGACUAG